GGGCAAAGGCCAAGGUAGCAGAAGCCACUGAUUUCCUGUCACCUGGUAUCUAUCAGAGGCCCCAGGCCUGCCCUAUGUCACUCACCUCCUGUGUACGUGGGACACCAGCAGUGGAAGUGAACUCGGCAGCCAGCAUCCCAGUCAGCCUUGAGACCUAAGGCCUCAGACACUCAGGAGUUCUGAGGGUGAAAUGGCGACACCCAGAAAUUCAAUGAGCGGAACUCUCCCAGCAGAUGCUAUGAAAGGUCCGACUGCCAUGAAUCCUGUUCAAAAAAUAAUUCCCAAAAAGAUGCCUUCGGUGGUGGGCCCUACACAAAACUUCUUCAUGAAGGAAUCUAAGCCACUGGGGGCUGUCCAGAUUAUGAACGGGCUCUUCCACAUGGCCCUAGGUGGCCUCCUGAUGAUCCACAUGGAGGUCUAUGCACCCAUCUGUGUGACUGUGUGGUACCCUCUCUGGGGAGGUAUUAUGUAUAUCAUUUCUGGAUCACUCCUGGUAGCAGCGGAGAAAAACCCCAGGAAAAGUUUGGUCAAAGGGAAAAUGAUAAUGAACUCACUGAGCCUCUUUGCUGCUAUUUCUGGAAUGAUUCUUUUGAUCAUGGACAUAUUUAAUAUUGCAAUUUCCCAUUUUUUUAAAAUGGAGAAUCUGAAUCUUCUUAAAAGUCCCAAGCCAUAUAUUGACAUCCACACCUGUCAACCAGAGAGUAAGCCCUCUGAGAAAAACUCUCUGUCUAUAAAAUAUUGUGACAGCAUACGAUCUGUUUUCUUGAGCAUUUUUGCCGUGAUGGUGGUCUUUACCUUAUUCCAGAAACUUGUGACAGCUGGCAUUGUUGAGAAUGAAUGGAAAAAACUGUGCUCCAAACCUAAAGCUGAUGUAGUUGUCCUGCUAGCUGCCGAAGAAAAAAAAGAACAGCUAGUUGAAAUAACAGAAGAAGCGGUCGAGCUGACUGAAGUAUCUUCCCAACCAAAGAAUGAAGAAGACAUUGAAAUCAUUCCAGUCCAAGAAGAGGAGGAGGAAACGGAAAUGAACUUUCCGGAACCUCCUCAAGACCAGGAACCUUCACCGAUAGAAAACGAUAGCAUUCCUUAAACUAUUCUUUUUCUGUCUUCUGUUUCCUUUUCUUAGGCAUUAGUGUUCACAGCUUCCAAGAGACGUAUUCACCCUCAUUUCCUGAGGCCCUCUGCAGGCACCCUCCACAUGUCUCUCUGGCCUUCGCACGGAGUGACCACAGCUCACUGGCACUCGCUCGCACUCGCUCGCUCUCUCACGCAGAGAAUCCAGCCAUGGCAGGCGACUAUGUCGGCACGUUUCCUGUCUGGGGCAGCUUACUGAAAUUCAAACAAGGCAGAGCAAGGGCUGCACCUCGGCAGUGCUCACCGGCCUCCUUCCCGGGCGAGGCUUUGCAGUAGCGGUCGGAGUAGAGGCUCCACCUCGUCCCUCUGCAACAGAGAGACUCUGCCCCUGAUGAAAAAGAUAAACCACUGUGCAGGCCAUCCCUACACUUCCUUUAAUUCGUUCCACAUCUACGUAUGUUGUGGAGUCCCUUGUGCACCACUGUCCUAAAGAGAGUAAAAAGUAAUGGUAGGGAGGU
Molecule: messenger RNA, 1589 nt
Organism: Acinonyx jubatus (cheetah)
Lineage: Eukaryota; Metazoa; Chordata; Mammalia; Carnivora; Felidae
Product: B-lymphocyte antigen CD20-like
Exons: 7
Coding region: 191-1087 (298 amino acids)
Biological process (GO): cell surface receptor signaling pathway
Cellular component (GO): plasma membrane; external side of plasma membrane
Source: RefSeq, a predicted model, not a curated record